AUGACUGCUGAGUUUGCAGCCGAUGUGAGUGAGAGUGAUGAAUGCUACAUCGAGAAACAUCCUAGUGAUGGAGAAAGGGUGAUUAAUAGUCAUCAUAUUUCGGCUUCUCCGUCCUGCGAGUUACUGGCAGAAGAUGACAGCGGGCUUGUACCGUACCGUGACCGGUACGGAAGCACCGGGAGUGGAGGCUCCAUGACCCCGCAGAAACGCCGCUUCGCCGACGUGAAGCCACCCUACUCGUACAUCGCUCUCAUUACCAUGUCCAUCCAGAACUCCAAAGACGGUAUGGUGACAUUGAACGAGGUGUACGCAUUCAUCAUGGAAAAGUUCCCGUAUUUCAGGGAGAACCAACAGCGGUGGCAGAACUCUAUCCGUCAUAACUUGUCUUUGAACGACUGCUUCAUCAAGAUCCCGAGAGCGCCGGGCCGGCCUGGGAAGGGGAACUACUGGGCGAUGCAUCCGGACUGUGGGGACAUGUUCAGCAAUGGGAGUUUCCUACGGAGAGCAAAGCGUUUUAAAGUCUCAAAACGGAGGAAUGAACCGGCGCAGAUACAGCACGUGAAUUCCUUCGGACAUUUCAGCCUGUAUGGCCCCACCUUCUCACCGCCUGCUACGGCCUACCACACGGCGAGCUCAUUCAACCCUUACUCGGCACAUUACCCGUCCAGUCUCCCACCACAGUCAAGACAGUAUUCCCCUUCGUUUGACUCAUACACGGACACCUGGCCCACACAAACCUCAUCCUCGCAGAACUAUUGCUCUUCGGCCACACCGUACUACCCAUCUUCGGCGAUCGCACCGAGCAGUGGCUACCUGUCCCUCGGGGGAAUGAGCGGCAUUCAGACGGCACACCGGGCUGCUGCCGCCUCGCUGACCGGUUACCCGAGCUUACAACAGACUUACGGGGCAACCUCGUGUUGUCAGAUGAAUCGACGAAUUUCACAACAUGCUCUGUAA
Molecule: messenger RNA, 957 nt
Organism: Asterias rubens (European starfish)
Lineage: Eukaryota; Metazoa; Echinodermata; Asteroidea; Forcipulatida; Asteriidae
Product: forkhead box protein B2-like
Exons: 1
Coding region: 1-957 (318 amino acids)
Biological process (GO): regulation of transcription by RNA polymerase II; anatomical structure morphogenesis; cell differentiation
Molecular function (GO): DNA-binding transcription factor activity, RNA polymerase II-specific; RNA polymerase II cis-regulatory region sequence-specific DNA binding
Source: RefSeq, a predicted model, not a curated record